Brettanomyces nanus is the source of this 1269-nucleotide messenger RNA. It is a transcript of the gene DPH1, whose product is annotated as Diphthamide biosynthesis protein 1. Gene Ontology annotation, biological process: protein histidyl modification to diphthamide. Bases 1 to 1269 code for a protein of 422 amino acids. The transcript has a single exon. Lineage: Eukaryota; Fungi; Ascomycota; Pichiomycetes; Pichiales; Pichiaceae. Gene Ontology annotation, molecular function: 2-(3-amino-3-carboxypropyl)histidine synthase activity. The record is from RefSeq and is a predicted model, not a curated record.
AUGUCCUCCGAGGAAGUUAAAAAUCAUAGAAGAAGAUUUGCCGGAUCAAGAAAGAUGCCGGUAAAUGGUGACAAGAUUGGGACAAAUGGCUCCAAGAAGACAGUAGCUAUUAAAGGAAGAUCUAAAGUGAUUGGUCGAAUCAUGAACCAAAUUCCAAAGGAUAUUUUGGAAGAUGAAGAACUCAAUGAAGUCAUCAAGUUACUACCGUCUAACUACAACUUUGAAAUCCACAAAACAGUAUGGAAUAUACGAAAGAAAAAUGCAGUACGAGUGUGCCUACAAAUGCCUGAAGGAUUGUUGAACUAUUCACUUAUAAUAGCUGAUAUUUUGGAGCAGUUCUGCCAUUGUGAAGUGCUUGUCAUGGGAGAUGUCACUUAUGGUGCAUGCUGUAUAGAUGAUUACACUGCUAGGGCCUUGGAUUGUGAUUUUAUAGUGCAUUAUGGCCAUUCAUGUUUGGUCCCCAUAGCUGUGACAACUAUAAAGGUCUUGUACAUUUUUGUCACUAUUCAGAUCGACGAACAACAUUUAAUUAACACUAUUAGACGCAACUUCAAUCAGGGAACUAGAUUGGCUGUCUUCGGAACGAUCCAGUUUAACCCAGCAAUUCAUUCCCUUAAAGUUGCUUUGGAGAACCCUGAAAGCCCGCAAGACAAGUUGAUCUACGUGAUAGCCCCUCAGAUUAUGCCUCUCUCCAAAGGUGAAGUGCUUGGUUGUACAUCUCCUUCAUUGGAUCCUAAGCAGUUUGAUGCCAUGGUUUACGUGGGAGAUGGAAGGUUUCAUUUGGAGUCUGCCAUGAUUCAUAAUCCUCAUAUUUUAGCCUAUAGAUACGAUCCGUAUUCUCGGAAAUUCACCAAGGAAGGGUACGAUCAGAAAGAGAUGAUAUCGGUUCGUAGAGAAGCUGUUCAGACAGCCAAAGGUGCUAAGAAGAUAGGACUAGUGUUGGGAGCCCUUGGAAGACAGGGAAAUCCCAUUACAGUUGAGAAGUUGGAAAAGGAACUUCGAAAGCACGGUAAAAUCGUUGUAAAGAUCAUUUUAUCUGAGAUCUUCCCCAAGAAAAUGGCCAUGUUCGAUGAUAUUGGCGCAUUUGUUCAAGUAGCCUGUCCCAGAUUGUCCAUCGAUUGGGGAUAUGCCUUUAGUAAACCUUUAUUGACUCCAUAUGAAGCUAUGGUGAUGCUUGAAGAAGAUACUCCUUUCACUGAAGAGUUCUAUCCAAUGGAUUACUAUUAUAAAGAAGGAUAUGGAAGAGGAAAGAAGCCGGCGAGAACUUAA